ACUAACGAAAACGGGCAGUCGUUUGCACAUGUAUGAUUUCGAAACAGAAAGGAAAACAAAGGGCACGCAGCAGGCAAUACACAGCUAGUAGCUAAGCAAAAGCUUGAAAUCAUAGUUGAAAAUGGCGCUGUUUUGGAAACCAGGCACAGAGAAGCCUCCUCUUCUAGACGACGAAGAAGGCGGUGUCGUUUUCUUAUCCUCUUCCGUCUCUUCCUCUUCGUCAGGGUAUGGAUAUGUGAGUAUUGAGAAGCAGAGACAGAGAUUACCGGUGUACAAGUACAGAACAGCGAUUCUGUAUCUGGUUGAGACUCACGCUACUUCUGUUAUUGUUGGCGAGACUGGCAGCGGCAAAACUACUCAGAUUCCUCAGUAUCUUAAAGAAGCAGGUUGGGCUGAUGGUGGACGUCUCAUUGCUUGCACUCAACCAAGAAGAUUGGCAGUUCAGGCUGUUGCUUCAAGGGUCGCUGAAGAGAUGGGGGUCAAGCUUGGAGAAGAAGUUGGCUACACGAUUCGGUUUGAGGAUCUUACAAAUUCAGAUGUAACAAAGAUAAAAUUUCUCACUGAUGGGGUUUUACUUCGAGAAAUGAUGGAUGAUCCACUUUUGACCAAGUAUAGUGUCAUAAUGGUAGAUGAGGCUCAUGAAAGGUCUAUAUCAACUGACAUUUUGCUGGGUCUCCUGAAAAAGAUUCAGCGGCGUCGACCUGAGUUGCGGUUGAUUAUCUCCUCUGCUACAAUUGAAGCGAAAUCUAUGUCUGCUUUCUUCCAAGCCAGCAAAAGGCGUCGAGGACUUGAAGCAGAUGAACUUGGUCCAAGAAAGGAGCCUGCAAUUUUAUCAGUUGAGGGUAGAGGGUUUAAUGUACAAAUUCUUUAUGUUGAGGAGGCAGUUGCAGACUAUGUGCGGGCUACUGUUUCUACAGUGUUGUCAAUUCACGAUCAGGAACCUGCAGGUGAUAUUCUGGUAUUUCUUACUGGUCAAGAUGAUAUAGAUGCUGCUGUUCAGUUGCUGACUGAAGAAGCUCAAGUCAAAGGAAAGAACUCUUCAGGGUUGAUUGUUCUACCUUUGUAUUCGGGUCUCUCACGUGCAGAGCAGGAUCUGGUGUUUUCACCCACUCCUAGAGGGAAGAGGAAAAUAGUUAUAUCAACCAAUAUUGCUGAGACAUCAUUGACUAUGGAGGGCAUUGUCUAUGUUGUUGAUAGUGGAUUCUCAAAACAGAGGUUCUACAAUCCGAUCUCUGAUGUCGAAAAUCUGGUUGUGGCACCAAUUUCUAAGGCAUCUGCUAGACAAAGAGCUGGUAGAGCCGGAAGAGUUCGACCUGGAAAGUGUUACAGGUUAUAUACAGAAGAAGAUUUUAUCAACGAAAUGCCCACGCAGGGGAUCCCUGAGAUGCAGCGGUCAAAUCUUGUCUCCUCUGUGAUUCAGCUAAAAGCCUUGGGCAUAGACAAUAUAUUAGGCUUUGAUUGGCCAGCAUCUCCAUCUCCUGAAGCAAUGAUACGAGCACUUGAAGUCCUUUAUUCAUUGGGAAUCCUUGAUGAUGAUGCUAAACUUACUUCACCAGUUGGAUUUCAAGUAGCAGAGAUUCCACUGGAACCAAUGAUCUCAAAAAUGAUUUUAUCUUCCAACCAACUUGGAUGUUCAGAGGAGAUCAUCACCAUUGCUGCUGUUCUCUCCAUUCAGUCUAUUUGGAUUUCUACUAGAGCACAGAAGGAACUGGAUGAAGCCAAAUUGAGGUUUGCAGCUGCUGAGGGUGACCAUGUUACAUUCCUAAAUGUUUACCAAGGGUUUCUUCAAUCUGGAAAAUCUUCACAGUGGUGUCAUAAGAACUUUGUGAAUUAUCAUGCCAUGAAAAAAGUUAUUGAAGUUAGAGAACAACUCAGAAGAAUAGCACUGAGGAUAGGCAUAGUCUUAAAAUCAUGUGAAAGAGAUAUGCUGAUUGUAAGAAAGGCUGUGACUGCUGGUUUUUUUGCAAAUGCAUGUCGUUUAGAGGCUUUCAGUCAUAAUGGGAUGUAUAAGACUGUUAGAGGUUCUCAAGAAGUCUAUAUUCAUCCAUCAUCUGUGUUAUUCAGAGUAAACCCAAAGUGGGUUAUAUACCAUUCUCUUGUCUCUACUGAUCGACAAUACAUGCGAAAUGUUAUAACUAUCGACCCUUCUUGGCUAACGGAGGCUGCACCAAAUUUUUUCCAGCAACAACGCUCAGAUCCUACUGGUCACUAAGAGCCUUCUCUAUUGUUUAAUGGAUGAAUAGGAACUGGAACACAGCUUAGCAAGGCUCUGAUUAUGUUAAUCCUUUGUAAAUAUCAGAUUCAGUCCAUAGUCUUACCAUUAUUUAUUUAAAUUCUCUCUUUUUUCAUAAUUUAACUUUCGUUUUUGCCCA
Molecule: messenger RNA, 2372 nt
Organism: Ricinus communis (castor bean)
Lineage: Eukaryota; Viridiplantae; Streptophyta; Magnoliopsida; Malpighiales; Euphorbiaceae
Product: probable pre-mRNA-splicing factor ATP-dependent RNA helicase DEAH9
Exons: 23
Coding region: 122-2212 (696 amino acids)
Cellular component (GO): intracellular anatomical structure
Molecular function (GO): RNA binding; ATP hydrolysis activity
Source: RefSeq, a predicted model, not a curated record